This is a messenger RNA of Penicillium macrosclerotiorum, 891 nucleotides long. RefSeq lists its product as uncharacterized. Bases 1 to 891 code for a protein of 296 amino acids. The transcript is spliced from 2 exons. Lineage: Eukaryota; Fungi; Ascomycota; Eurotiomycetes; Eurotiales; Aspergillaceae. The record is from RefSeq and is a predicted model, not a curated record. Gene Ontology annotation, molecular function: iron ion binding; monooxygenase activity; oxidoreductase activity, acting on paired donors, with incorporation or reduction of molecular oxygen.
AUGAAUGAUGUGACUAAAACAACGAAGAGAAUUUUAGUUCCUGAGAUUAAACGGCGAAUGAGCAGUAUUAGUGAAAAGCCAUCCGAUACCCCACAGGGCGAACAAUUCUUUCUCGAUACAAUGAUAUAUUUUGCGAUCAAAAAGGGCCUGUUGACCGAGAGGAGUACGGAAAGUGAAAUGAACAAUUUGGCAAAUACACUAGCCGAUCACGUUCUUGUACUAGCCUUAGAGAUCACGCUCCCUGUGAAUCUAACGGCGAGCAAUCUACUUUAUCAGCUCUUAGAGAGGCCGGAAUACAUCAGACCACUGAGAGAGGAACUCGAAGGCGCACUCGAUCACACAAAUGGGGUAUGGAGCUUUGACAUGUUCCAUCGUACGCCAAAGAUUGAGAGCUUUUCUCGCGAGGCAUUACGAAUAGUGACAAACGUCGCCUUCACGAGCUCUCGUAUUGUGAAGAAGCCACUCUUUUUACCUUCGUUGGGACGAACGAUCAAGCCUGGGAUUGAAAUCUGGCUACCUAGUCGAUGGGUUCAUCUCGAUCCUGAGAUCUAUCCCGACCCAGAACGAUUCGACGGCUAUCGAUUCUACGACCCUGUUAAAAAGACUUGUGAAGUACAAGAUACACUCACACCUUCGCCCCAAUGGCUGAUCUUUGCCAUCGGAAGUGGUCUCUGUCCUGGGCGACUUCUAGGAAUACGUACUGCGCAAGCAGUGCUCGGUAAAUUUCUGUUCAACUUUGAUAUGCAGCUUGAGAAUGAUGAAAAGGCUCCUCCGUUUAUACAAAUCUCAGAUGGCCUUUUCUUGAACUCCGUGAUCAAUAUGCGGCUUCAACCCCGACCAGCUUGUCCCUUAGCCUCUUCGAAGAGCCUGUAUGAGCGGGAGGCCGAUUAA